This is a messenger RNA of Stylophora pistillata, 1048 nucleotides long. RefSeq lists its product as uncharacterized. Lineage: Eukaryota; Metazoa; Cnidaria; Anthozoa; Scleractinia; Pocilloporidae. The record is from RefSeq and is a predicted model, not a curated record.
ACAUGGUUUGGUUUGUCUACAUCGGGUCAAAACCACCUACAUUCAAAUCGUAGCACGUAGCAUUAAAUAGUGAAAGCAACAACAGUCCAAACAAAAUGGAAACAACAUUACCCGUGCUGAGAAAUGCGCAGAUUGGAAGACAAUAUGGAAAGAUGCCUGAAUACACACGGGAUAACUGUGCACCUUUGGGCAAAGAAUUCUUCGACUCAAUGGAUCGCGUUGACGAGGGAGCCUUGGCGAGGCUGAUAGUUGAAAUGCAGUUGAAUACGUUACAAGACUUGCCCGACCUACGCACGUUGUUCUUCAGGAGAAGACAACAACAGAUGAACUAUGUUGCAGCACAGUACGGUAGGAUUCCGGCAGCGUAUCGCGUUCAACAGCAAUAUUCUCCAGUCUCUCGAGCGAAAUCAUGGGCCAUGCAUGCCUGAUAUGUCAGUGUUGUUGUCAAGGAGGCGACCGAUUACCACAAUUUGACCAUGGACAUGUUUGGUCUCGGAUGAAAUCGUUGUAAAUAGGCCGACCAAAGAAGAGUAUUUAUGUUUCAAAAGACUGUGGCAGCCAGUGGACGACAGCGGAACUGUUCUAUUCAAACUCCAUUAAAUUUAAUACCUAACAAGGAAAACCGGAUAUUUUUUUCUCAGCAAAACAACUAGAGAUAUGAGACUUUGGAACAUUUCAAGCAAAUUGUUCAAAUCUUUAGCAUAAUAUUCAUGGACGAAACCGCAGAGGGGAACAAUGGUAAGAGUGUUCAAAUAUUCAAAUAUCGCCAACCUAAAAAGUGUAAAAAACCCUGCUAUUGUGUUGUGUAAAGAUUGGCAGGCAAGGAUAUGCCACGUCGUGUACAUAUGAUUAAAAAAAGUACCCUUAAUUUAAGAAAACUACGAUAUUUUUGUAUAGUUCAAAGACGCCAUGAGAAAGAUAUGAAGAGAGCACACAAGAACAAAAUUAAUUGCGUGCGUGACAAAGAAAAAAAAUUAUUUACAAAUGUGAAUUUGCCUUAGUAGACUUGUAAUAAUCGAAUGGAAAUAAAAGAUUUGCAUAAAACUCA